Messenger RNA from Rotaria sordida, 447 nucleotides. NCBI's taxonomy places the organism in Eukaryota, Metazoa, Rotifera, Eurotatoria, Philodinida, Philodinidae. The record is from the annotation of a GenBank genome assembly.
AUGAGUUAUCAAGUGACAGAGCCUGCAUUUAGUACAAUCAAUUGUUCAAGUUUUGGUGUUAUACACAUUGGUGAUGCAACAGAUAAUCCAUCAUGUUUAAAAUAUUCUCAACAAGGUUUACGCGCAUCAUUUCAAUGUCAAGAAUGUGUAAGUAUAAUAGAAAAAUAUCGAACAAGUUCAGAUCCUAAUGAUUAUAAUGAAACAAUUGCACAAGAAGUACAACGUCUUUUAUCAAUAUUAAAUGGACGUAUACAAACAUUUCUUAAAGAAAUGAUUAAAAUAUAUAAAAUAACAAAUAAUAAAAAAUCAAUAUAUGAAGAUUAUAAAGGAAUGUAUAGUAUAUCAUUACGUGUAAAUGAAGCAUCAACAACAUUUCCUAAAGAUUUAUAUGAUGCAAUAGAACGUUUAAAAAAAAUUAUGGGUGUGGUUGAAUGGUUCUCAGAAUGA